Nilaparvata lugens (brown planthopper) is the source of this 2218-nucleotide messenger RNA. It is a transcript of the gene Dolk, whose product is annotated as dolichol kinase. Gene Ontology annotation, cellular component: endoplasmic reticulum membrane. Gene Ontology annotation, molecular function: dolichol kinase activity. Gene Ontology annotation, biological process: dolichyl monophosphate biosynthetic process. The coding region runs from base 265 to 1710 and encodes 481 amino acids. The transcript has 8 exons. NCBI's taxonomy places the organism in Eukaryota, Metazoa, Arthropoda, Insecta, Hemiptera, Delphacidae. The record is from RefSeq and is a predicted model, not a curated record.
AGAGGAGCAUUUCUACAGCGUCGCGAGACUUGCAACCUUGACUUUCAACCGAGAACCGAUGAUAAAAUUAAUGUUAGCAUUUGUUAUCUUAGAUUAACCUGAAAAAUAUUGAAAGAGUUAUUAUGAAUAAUUGAAUAUUUUAAGCAUUGAAAUGCAAAGUUCUACGUUGAAUAGUUCAAAGUCUGAAAUACAUCAUCAUAAAAUGUAGGUUGACUUGAAUCAUUGUAGUUUGUUGGAGAAUCUCAUUUGACAAUCCUAUUUACAAUGACUUUGUAUAUUAAGAAGUUGGAUCAAAGACUGGAAACAAUUCUAAAGGAAAAAAAAUUAAAAACAAGGCGUCACGCUGGACAUGGCCCAUGGUUGAGCCUGCUGCUGCCCGUAGCGGUGAUAAUCGGAACUAAAGCGUACGAAUGCAGCUGGCAGUACAGAGUAUCAGGCUGCGUCAGUAUGGGACUGCUCACCAAUUCUCUCUUCAUACAAUUUCAGAUGAGCAGUAACUUUCUAAGCAGAACUGUGGCUUGCCUGCUUACGUCAGCAGUUACGGUUUCAUCGCUCAGUCUCUACACUGACCAAGGUGUUGCAUUCAAAGUGCUGAUAGCACUACUCACCAGUCUUGGCUUCCAGAAGCUGCUAUUGACAGUGUUGCAAGAUUUCCCUCGGAGCUUCACGUUCGGCGAGGCUUGCUUCGCUGUGCAAUCGUUUAUACUGUUUCUAUCUGCCAGUGUUGCCAAUUUUUGCUUUAAGGGGUACACAGAUUGUAUGCAAAAAGCCACACUCAUUUUACAGGUGGGACUAUGUGGAAUUGGACUGUUAUGUGUUCUUCUCAAACUUUUUCCUAAGUUAAAAAAGCCUGCGCAGUUUUGUAUGAUAACACUGGGCGUUGUUGGAUUUGUAGUCAUUCCUCUUUCACAUGUACUGCUGGGACAAAGUGCUGUAAUUUGGAUUAUUUACCAACUCACUCAGGAUCUAUUUACAGUGAAACUAGUCCUAUACUGGUUACUAUGCUGCGUGAUAGCUGUUCUUGUUGUAAUUGUCCAAGUAUCAGCUGGCUAUAAGUCUUCCACCAUUACUAGAAAAACGUUCCAUGUUCUUGCUUUGGCUGUGUUUCUACCUGGGUUUAUAUACCGGCCUUGCCUCCUGUAUCUAGCAUCAGGUGUGCUGUUUGCCCUCUUCGUAGUAUUGGAGAUAGUGCGCAUGCUGAAUUUGCCAGUGAUAGGUGGUUAUUUGGAGGCUGGCUUCGCGGCGUUUGCCGACUCAAAAGACGAAGGUCCCCUAGCUCUGACACCCAUCUAUCUUCUCAUUGGCUUUGCCGGUCCACUGUGGCUCCACCCCUCUCUGCUCCUUCCACCUACUCUGAAUAGCGACGACUCUGGCAUUAGCUCCACCUACUCUGGUGUAAGCCCCGGCCAUUUGCUGCCGCUAUUGGCCGGACUGCUGUCUGUUGGUGUAGGUGAUACGGCGGCUAGUGUGUGUGGUACUUGGUUUGGACGUCAUUAUUGGGAUGGCUCGAAAAAAACCAAGGAAGGAUCGGCCGCUUGUUUCAUCUCUCAACUAUUUGCCCUUCUGGUAUUGAUCCACUUUGGAUUUGUGCCAAGAACUAAUCUACUUGAACCCAUCUCCUCAAUAGUGGUCACAAGUCUAGUAGAAGCCUACACUACCCAGGUUGACAACUUGGUUUUACCACUACUUAUGUACAUAGUUUUGUUAUAAAAACUUUGUUUGAAUAAUCACAGUCACAAAGAGUCAUACUGUUUCGAAAUCAGCAUCUCUGAUGCAUAAAGCUACCAAAACUUAUUAAUUUUUUUAAUAUUUCUAUAUUAACAUAAUUGAAGCCCCCCAAGUGGAUGAACGGGCCAACUGGCAAAAAGUAGUUUUUGAGCUAUUGACACUCAAAGUUUUCAAAUUUCAUUCAAGUGUUACAUCUUUAAUUAUGACAUUAGAAAUAUUUAUUUAUUUAUUCCAAGAAAACAUAGAAAGGCUCACAGACAAACUCCAGUACGAGCCUUAAUGACAUAUAUGAUAGUAUAACAUUACAAUUAACAUACAAAAAAUAGAACAGAAGAAAAUAAUAUUGCACUUCAUAGUAUAUUCACGAUUCAGUAUACGGUAACUAAUAAUAUUAGAAGAGAACGAUAUUUGGGUUAGAUUCCGGAAAGUUAGUAAAGGGGUAUAGGAUGAAAGAUACAUAUAGAAAAAAGAAACAUUUGAAAAAAUCUGG